AUGCGGCGCCACCGCCGCAGCCUCCCGAUGCAGACCCGCCGCUGCGGCCUCCCGAUGCAGACCCGCCGCCGCAGCCGCCCGAUGCAGCGCCGCCACCGCAGCUCCCGAUGCAGCGCCGCCACCGCAGCUCCCGAUGCAGCACCGCCGUCGCGACCGCCCGAUGCAGCACCGCUGCCGCAGCUCCCGAAACUGCGCCGCCACCGCGGCCUCCUGAAGCAUCGCCGCCGUCUCGGCCGCCCGAUGCAGCUCCACCGGGCCGCCGCAAGCCCGCCCGUAGCCAACGCCAGGGCCAGAUCCACGCAGCGCCGCCGACCGGAGGUCACCCAGCCGGCCGUCGAGAUCUGGGCCGCCAAGGCGCCCGAGCUUCAGACCCCGACGAGCACCACAGCACACGUAGCCUCCACGCCGCCGCCGAGCGACCACGCCGCCGCGCCCCACGACCAGCGCUGCGCCCUCGCCAACCGCAGCAGCCCGCGCCACCACCGCCGCACGAAGGGGAGAAAAGAUUUCAACCCUACAGUAGGUAAUGCUGCGUCAAAGAAGAAAGGUGGUAAAACAGGUGUGAUUGUGGGAGUUAUAGUUGGUGUGGCAGUUUUAGGAUUGACAACACUUGCUGGUAUCUUUGUUUGGAUACAGAAAAGGCGAAAACUAUCACUGGAGCAAGAAGAGUUGUAUAAUAUUGUGGGAAGACCUAAUGUCCUCAGUUAUAGUGAACUGAGGUCAGCUACUGAAAAUUUCAGUUCUAAUAACCUUCUUGGUCAAGGAGGAUAUGGGUCGGUCUAUAAGGGAAAGUUAACUGAUGGUAGGUUCGUGGCAGUGAAGCAGCUGUCUGAAGCAUCUCAUCAGGGGAAAAAAGAAUUCGCGACGGAAAUAGAAACUAUAUCUCGGGUACAACAUCGCAAUCUUGUGAAGCUGUAUGGUUGCUGCCUUGAGGGCAAUAAGCCGUUGCUGGUUUACGAGUACUUGGAGAACGGAAGCCUGGACCGUGCUUUGUUUGAAAAAGGGUGUGCAUACUUAGACUGGCCAACACGUUUUGAGAUAUGCUUAGGCAUUGCAAGAGGUCUGGCAUAUCUUCAUGAAGAAUCUAGCAUCUGUGUUGUGCACAGGGACAUAAAGGCUAGCAAUAUCUUACUUGAUGCCAAUCUCAAUCCAAAGAUCUCCGAUUUCGGGCUUGCAAAACUUUAUGAUGAUAAGGAGACACAUGUCAGCACCAAAGUUGCUGGCACAUUUGGUUAUCUCGCACCUGAGUAUGCCAUGAGAGGCCGUAUGACAGAGAAGGUUGAUGUGUUUGCAUUUGGUGUUGUGGUGUUGGAGACUUUAGCUGGAAGACCUAAUUAUUACACUAAGGACGAAGACAAGGUUUAUAUAUUUGAAUGGGUCUGGGAACUGUACGAGGACAACCGUCCUCUAGACAUGCUCGACCCGAGGCUUGAGGAGUUCAACAGCGAGGAGGUGCUCCGAGCCAUCAAGGUGGCACUCAUGUGCACCCAGGGCUCGGCCCACCAGCGUCCGCCCAUGUCAAGGGUGGUGGCGAUGCUGAUGGGCGAUAUUGAGACCCCUGACGGGGUGACCAAGCCCAGCUACAUCACGGAGUGGGAGAUCAAGGGCGGUGGCGACACCAGCUACGUGAUCUCCAGCGUCAGUGGGCAGUCUAGCUCGGCCUCAAGGGUGUGCGGCUCAUCGCAGAUCAUAAGCUCUGUCAUCUACUAA
Molecule: messenger RNA, 1710 nt
Organism: Lolium rigidum
Lineage: Eukaryota; Viridiplantae; Streptophyta; Magnoliopsida; Poales; Poaceae
Product: probable LRR receptor-like serine/threonine-protein kinase At1g56140
Exons: 7
Coding region: 1-1710 (569 amino acids)
Biological process (GO): protein phosphorylation
Molecular function (GO): ATP binding; protein kinase activity
Source: RefSeq, a predicted model, not a curated record